Triticum dicoccoides is the source of this 1747-nucleotide messenger RNA. Its product is annotated as pectate lyase-like. Gene Ontology annotation, molecular function: pectate lyase activity. The record is from RefSeq and is a predicted model, not a curated record. Bases 102 to 1385 code for a protein of 427 amino acids. The transcript is spliced from 3 exons. NCBI's taxonomy places the organism in Eukaryota, Viridiplantae, Streptophyta, Magnoliopsida, Poales, Poaceae.
GAGCGAUAGGGUUGUCCCCUCUCUAUCUAUCUAUCUAUCUAUCUAUCUAUCUAUCUCGAGCUACCCAAACAAAGCAAUCAUACCACAAGAUAGAGAGUUAGAUGUCCAUGGAUCGGAGCCUCCAAUGGAGCAGGCCGGCGUCGCUGCUCCUCUUGGGGGCGGCGUUCCUGGCGGCGGCGGCGGCCGUAACGAGCGCCAACCCGGCGUACAACCCCGACCCCUAUAGCGUGGUCGACCACUUCAACCGCGCCGUCCACAGGUCGACUAGCCCGCGUCGUGCGCUGUCGUCGGACAAGUCGAAGAAGGCAAAGUACACGGGCCCGUGCAUGGCGACGAACCCGAUCGACCGGUGCUGGCGCUGCCGCAAGGACUGGGCGACGGACCGGCAGCGGAUGGCCCGCUGCGCCAAGGGGUUCGGCCGCGAGACCACCGGCGGCCUCAAGGGCAAGAUCUACAUCGUGACCGACCCCAACGACGAUGACUUCACCAACCCGCGGCCCGGGUCGCUCCGGUGGGGCGUGGUCCAGACGGAGCCGCUGUGGAUCAUCUUCGCCAGGGACAUGGUGAUCAACGCCUCCCAGGAGAUCAUCAUCCAGAGCGACAAGACCAUCGACGGGCGCGGGGCGCAGGUGCACGUGGCCAACGGCGGCGGGCUCACCGUCCAGCACCAGAACAACGUCAUCAUCAACAACCUCCACGUGCACGGCAUCAAGCACACGGACGGCGGCAACGUGUCGAUGACGGCAACCCACUCCACCAUCCGCACCCGCGCCGACGGCGACGGCGUCUCCAUCUUCAACGCCACCAAAGUGUGGGUGGACCACCUCUCCAUGGAUAAUUGCGAGGACGGCAUGGUUGACGUGGUGGCCAUGUCCACGGCCGUCACCAUCUCCAACACCCACCUGGCCCACCACAACGACGUGAUGCUCUUCGGCGCCGACGACAAGAAGCCGGAGGACAAGGUGAUGCAGGUCACCGUCGCCUUCAACCACUUCGGGAGAGGCCUGGUGCAGAGGAUGCCUCGCUGCCGCUACGGCUUCUUCCACGUCGUCAACAACGACUACACCAACUGGCUCAUGUACGCCAUCGGAGGCAGCAGCGCGCCCACCAUCCUCAGCCAGGGGAACCGCUACAGAGCACCACCCAACAUGGCUGCCAAGGAGGUGACCAAGCGCGACUACGCGCCCGAGUCCGAGUGGAAGAACUGGGUGUGGAUAUCGGACGGCGACCUGAUGAUAAACGACGCCUACUUCACCACGUCCGGCGGACAAAUUGGCCAGAAGCUCAACGGUAAGGACCUCAUCAAGCCCAAGCCAGGGGAGUACGUCAGGAGGCUCACCCGCUUCGCCGGCCCGCUGGACUGCAACCCGGGCAGUCCCUGCUGAUCGUCGCCGUACCAUACCAUACCUGCCAGGCGGAGUGGCCGGAUAUGCAUGUCGUCGCCGGCCACACGCCCAAGGCAAGGAAACAAGAGUUAACGUUCCACGCGACAACCCAUCCAUCUUUGAUGCUACACUAGACAACAAGGCCGUAAGCAUGCAUAGAGGGAGGAAUGUAGGAGGGUGGCCGGAUUCAUCAGUCUGCUGCUCUCUCUUCGUGUAGUCAAUGUACGUACCUAUCACUACUUGCUUUUCUUCUUCUUCUUCCGAGGAAAUAGGAAUUGUGUACCUAUAUAUACAUAUACGCAUGCAUGUUGUACAACAUGGAUGUACUGUAACCGCUCUUGUUUAUCAAUUUUUUUUUUGUA